Molecule: messenger RNA, 3026 nt
Organism: Danio rerio (zebrafish)
Lineage: Eukaryota; Metazoa; Chordata; Actinopteri; Cypriniformes; Danionidae
Gene: slc9a2
Product: solute carrier family 9 member 2
Biological process (GO): sodium ion transmembrane transport; sodium ion transport; regulation of pH
Cellular component (GO): membrane; plasma membrane
Molecular function (GO): antiporter activity; sodium:proton antiporter activity
Source: RefSeq, marked validated
GUCGAUGUUACUACUAAAGCGACUGCUGGUUUUCCAUCCAAAUCUCCUCUUUGGAGCUCAAAUGAUGACACUGCUGGAACCGAAGCUGACAAAACCAAUCCGGAGUUGUUUACACUGAACUACGCUCGCAUUAAGAUCCCGUUUGAGAUCACUUUAUGGGUGCUGCUGGCUUCCUUUGCCAAAAUAGGUUUCAACGUCUAUCAUAAGAUCACAGUCUGGGUGCCUGAGUCAUGUUUGCUGAUCUCCCUUGGCUUCGUAGUGGGAGGCGUCAUGCACGCUGUGCGCAAGGAGCCGCCGGCGGUGAUCUCCUCCAACGUCUUUUUCCUCUACAUGUUGCCACCCAUUAUUCUAGAAUCCGGCUACUUUAUGCCCACUCGACCCUUCUUUGAAAACGUGGGCACAGUAAUGUGGUUUGCUGUAGUUGGCACCUUGUGGAAUACCAUGGGCAUCGGCAUCUCCCUAUUUGCCAUCUGCCAGAUAGAGGAGUUUGGUGUGCAGGACAUUAACCUGCAGGAGAACCUCCUGUUCGCCGCCAUCCUCUCAGCUGUUGAACCGGUGGCUGUGCUCAGUGUGUUUGAGGACAUCAGCAUCAACGAGCAGCUCUACAUUGUGAUGUUCGGAGAGUGUCUGUUCAAUGAUGCUGUCACUGUGGUACUGUAUAAUCUCUUCAAUCAUGUAGCAGCGAUGGAAGUGGAUGAACCUGCAGUCAUUUUCAUGGACAUUGGCGGAUUUUUUGUGGUGGGUUUGGGUGGGAUAUUCUUCGGCUUGCUGUUUGGGUUUUUGACAGCCUUCACCACACGUUUUACUGGAAAAGUGAGAGAGAUCGAGCCCCUGGUCAUCUUCAUGUUCAGUUACAUGUCCUACCUCAUCGCUGAGCUAUUUGCACUCUCCAGCAUCAUGGCUAUCUUAAUCUGCACCUUGAGUAUGAAGUACUACGUUGAGGAGAAUGUGUCCCAGCGCUCCUGCACCACUAUUCGCCAUGUCAUUAAGAUGGUUGGAAGUGUGUCGGAAACACUGAUCUUCUUUUUUCUGGGUGUUGUUUCAAUCACAACGGAGCACGAGUGGAACUGGGGCUACAUCCUCUUUACUUUGUUCUUUACUCUGUUUUGGAGGUUCCUGGGAAUCCUGGUCUUAACACAGAUCAUUAACCCUUUCCGCAAGAUUCCUUUCAACUUCCAAGAUCAGUUUGGUUUAGCCUACGGUGGGCUGAGAGGAGCUCUGUCCUUUGCCUUGGCCUUUACCCUACCAAACAGCAUUCCUCACAGAAAGCUGUUCAUCACAGACACGAUUGCCGUCAUCAUCUUCACAGUUUUCAUUCAAGGAAUAACUAUUAGACCCCUUCUAAAGUUAAUGAAUAUCCGUAAGACGAAUCGGAACUUGGAGACAAUCAAUGAUGAGAUUCACAAACGGUUAAUGGAGCACACAGUCGCCGGCAUAGAAGAUCUAUGUGGACAAUGGAGUCACUACCGCUGGAAAGACAUGUUCAUGAAGUUCAAUAACCGGUUCAUUCGCAAGAUUUUAAUCCGCGAUAAUCGUCCCGAAUCAAGUAUUGUGUCUCUGUAUAAGAAACUGGAGCUUCGAAACGCCUUGGAGAUUCUGGACACGAUGUCUGGUGACAUCAGCGCAGCUCCCUCCUUAAUGUCAUUAUAUGAAGAGAGAAAGAACGCCUCGAAGCAUAAGAAGUUCCUACCAUCCGAUGUUGAAAAUAUGCAUGAACUCUUAUCGAAGAACAUGUACAAGAUCAGACAGAGGACUGUGUCAUACACUAAUAGGCAUUCGCUACCCAAUGAGAACAUCGCCAAAGAGAUCCUGAUGAGACGCCACACAACCAUACGAAGUAGCCUCAGAUCUGGAAGCUUCCAUGCCACUAAUUCAGCAAAUACGUCCCACAAGUUUUCCUCUCUGCCGGUGGGUCAGAGUUUAAACUCUGGAUUUCCUCCAGGAAGAUUCCGACAUACUGACCACAUUGAUGCUGAAUCUGAGACUGCGUAUCCAUCAAACAGAUCAACGUUCAGGCAUCAGCGGAGAUCGUCAUCUAAAGCAGGGAUUCCUCUCAGGCCGCUGAACGAUCUGAGGGAAGAUAAUGAACCAAAUGAAGAAAUUCCUUACAAGAUGUCACAUCCAAGGUCAAAAUUCAGACAUUCAGGACAUCAAACCUCACGUCAGUAUUAUGGCACAUCUAGAAACUGUAGGGACACAGACUUUGAAGAGCAGCAGUCGAGCUUGUCUCCUCAUGGAUGGACAGAGGAACCACAAAACAACAGUGAUGUCCAACAUCCCCUGAUGAGAAAACCACAGUAGAUGCGACAGAAACCACAUGAACAAUGUGAUCAUACUUUUAAAGCAGCUGACCUGACAUUACUUGAUCCGACUACUUUGAAACGAAGUAAACAAUGCAAAAGAAGUCUACGUGUGAGAAAGGGAAGAACGUUCUCCAUGUUAAACAAAAUUCUGCUCAAAUAUAAACAAUAGAGCUUUCCAUGACACUAAAUCCACAUUACUCACUCUAAAUAUAAGGUCACACUUUAUUUUGAUGGUUCGUUUUUUACAUUGCAUUUACAUGUCAACUAAUUCUUGUUAGAUUAUAAGUAGACUGAUAGGUUGGGAUUAGUAUAAAUUGACAUGCACUUGCAUUGUUUCUUAUAGUCAGUUAAAUGUCUGUUGAAGGAGCAGUAUCAACAGAUAUUAAGCAGACAGUCUAUUAAUACUCAAAUGGACCAUAGAAAUAAAGUGUUACCGAUAUAAAUAAGGCAAAUUAAACAAAAACUUUAUCUUUUUUGCACAUUUUAACAUUUUUUUUACUUGACCAUGAAAGUUAAAAGAACAUUAUUUGGAUGUGUAUUCAUCUUGUUGUGAAAUGAAAGUAAAUGCGCACAAAUAUUUUAGUAUAUUAUUAUAAAAAAUAGAAAUGUAUGGUAAUUUUGUGACAAUGAAAUGAACAUGAAAAAACCUGCAAGUUUUUAUGAAACGAUGUCAUUGUACGUAAAAUAAAGCACUAUAAAAGAAACACUAUAAAAGAAAUUACA